UCAUCAUCAUCAUCAUCAUCAUGAUGAUGGUAAAUCCUUAUUAGGAAAUCACCCCGACAUGAUGAUGAUGUUCAGCAAUGUUUUCAAUGCUAAAUCCAAUAUAUAAUGUUGAUGAUUAUUAUUAUGUUUACCCAUAUUGGCAAAAGAGAGAGAGCAUUGAUGACACCAUCGAUUGAUUAUUUAUUUGUAUUCAAACAUAUGAACAUACGGACAAACGAAUGAACAUUGUCUUUGUGUGUUUAUAUCAAAUGUUCUAGUUUGAUCUAGUAUAUAAUACAACAUUAUACUACCAAAUUGGAAUUAAAUCUUCAAAUUUUUUAUUUCUUUUCAAUCGUCUUCAUUGUUAUUAUUAUUAUUAUUAUUAUUGUUGAAGUAAUAUUUUAAAAAUUGUUGUAGUGAAUGGUCAAAAAUGGAAAUCGAUAUUGCAGAAUUUGAUUAUUCAAAUCAUGCCCAUCUUCGUGAUGCUAAUACUUUAGACAAUAUUAUUGAUGAUAAUGGCUAUAACUAUGACAUUGUUAUGGAUAUUGGCUGCGGUAGUGGCCGUGUAACAAGUUUAAUCGAUUGUCGACUUCGAUGUGAACAAAUUAUGGCCAUUGAUAUUGAUAUGAGAGCAAUUAAAUUUGCACAGAAAAAUUAUCCAUCACCACGUAUUCGUUAUCAGGUUUUAGAUAUAUCAUUACCAUGGGAUAAAUUGGAUCCAGUGAUUCGUAAAUAUGAAAAUCAAGUUGAUCUAAUCAUUUCGAAUCGUGUACUCCAUUGGAUUGAGGAUAAAAAUCUUGCUGUUCAAAAUAUUUACAGAUUAUUGAAACCAGGUGGCAUGUGUUAUUCAAAUGUAACCACAUUAUUAGAUUUAUUCACCGAUUUAACACAAGAUGAACGUGAUAAAUUCUCUGAAUUGAUCGUCAUUCCAAGUGAAAAUGAACAGAAAGAACAAUUGAGAACUUUAUUUGAGAAAAAUAAAUUCAAUAUUCAUUGGAUUGAAUUACUUCAUCUUCAGCAACUUUAUCCUAAAGAUGAAUUUCGAUCAAAUGUUCUGCCAUAUUUUCCUAAUUUGACGAAAAAAUAUUUGAUCGAAAAAGAUCCAAUCAAAAGAAACUCUAUAAUGGCUUCAGGAUUAAGUGAUUAUGUCAAGAAUGCUUUUCUACGACUUUAUUCGCGCGAAAUUAUCGAAGCAAAUGGAAUACCCGAUAAAUAUGAAUUAACAUAUGGACAGAUCAGAAUCAUCAUACAGAAAUAAUUAUUUGUUUUUGAUUGAUUGAAAUUUACUCAAAUGAUUUUUUUAUUCAUAAUCUGAAUCGAUGAAAUAUUA
Dermatophagoides farinae (American house dust mite) is the source of this 1309-nucleotide messenger RNA. RefSeq names its product putative polyketide synthase 42. The record is from RefSeq and is a predicted model, not a curated record. Gene Ontology annotation, molecular function: S-adenosylmethionine-dependent methyltransferase activity. NCBI's taxonomy places the organism in Eukaryota, Metazoa, Arthropoda, Arachnida, Sarcoptiformes, Pyroglyphidae.